Beta vulgaris subsp. vulgaris (sugar beet) is the source of this 1368-nucleotide messenger RNA. Its product is annotated as 3-ketoacyl-CoA synthase 6-like. Gene Ontology annotation, molecular function: acyltransferase activity, transferring groups other than amino-acyl groups. Bases 1 to 1368 code for a protein of 455 amino acids. Gene Ontology annotation, cellular component: membrane. The transcript has a single exon. The record is from RefSeq and is a predicted model, not a curated record. NCBI's taxonomy places the organism in Eukaryota, Viridiplantae, Streptophyta, Magnoliopsida, Caryophyllales, Amaranthaceae. Gene Ontology annotation, biological process: fatty acid biosynthetic process.
AUGGAAGUUAGGUUUGUGUUGUAUGAGCUUUAUCUCAAAUCCUACUUCAAGUUAGGCAAUAUCUUUUACCUAACAAUUUUGCUCACUCUUUUUGUACUCAUUUUAUUCAAGUCCAAGAAAAGGCAGCCUAUCUACCUCUUAGACUAUACUUGCUUCAAGCCUCCACCAACGUUACGAGUCCCAUUUUCGACCUUUAUUGAGCAUGCUAGGCUCGUUUUCAAAGAUCAUCCGAAAGUUGCCCAUUUCCAAAUGCGCAUCUUAGAGAGAGCAGGCCUAGGAGAUGAGUGUGGCCUUCCUAAGGCAAUGCAGUUGAUACCUCCUCAACCUACAUUGGAUUUAGCUCGCGAUGAGGCCCAUCUUGUUAUCUUCUCUACAAUCGAUGAGCUUUUCGAGAAAACCGGGCUUAGGCCCAAUGAUAUUGACAUCAUUGUCACAAAUUGUAGUGUAUUUUGCCCUUCCCCUUCAUUGUCAUCUAUGAUAGUAAGUAAAUAUAAGAUGAAAAAUUGUAUCAAAACCUUUAACCUUUCUGGAAUGGGCUGUAGUGCAAGUGCAAUCUCAAUAGAUUUGGUAAGUAACCUCUUCCAAAUUUGGCCCAAUUCCUAUGCACUUAUUGUUAGCACUGAGAUCAUAACCCCUAAUUGCUACAUGGGCUCAGACCGGUCCAUGACUGUUCCAGCUUGCCUUUUUCGAUUGGGCUGUAGUUCAAUCUUGUUAACCAACAAAUGGGCCGAAAAACACCGUGCCAAGUACCAACUUCUUCAUAUAGUUCGAACCAACAAUGGGCCUGAUAAUAAAGCCCAUAAGUGUGUGACUCAACAAGAAGACUUCGAGGGUAAAUUAGGAAUUUCAUUAUCCAAGGAUUUGAUGGUGGUAGCAGGGGAGACACUUAGGUCCAAUAUCACUAUUCUUGGGCCAUUGGUCUUGCCCAUAUUAGAGAAGGUCCGAUAUACAUUUAAUUUCAUAGCCCAAAACAUCUUUGGGCCCAAUAAAAUAAGGCCCUAUGUUCCAUGUUUUAACAAAGUAUUUGAUCAUAUUUGCAUCCAUGCUGGUGGGCGAGCUGUCAUUGAUGAGAUCCAAAAAAGGCUUAGUUUGUCGGCCCAACAAGUGGAAGCUUCUAGAAUGAGUCUUCAUAGGUUUGGCAACACUUCUUCAUCUUCUAUUUGGUAUGUAUUGAGUUACAUCGAGGCUAAAGGAAGAAUGAAAAAGGGAUACCAUGUUUGGCAAAUAGCAUUUGGAAGUGGAUUUAAGUGUAAUAGUAUGGUAUGGAAGUGUAAUAGAAAUGUUGACACAAACAUUGAUGGCCAUGGACCUUGGAAGGAUUGUAUUCAUAGAUAUCCUAUUCAAAUUCCCGAUGUUCUUAAAUUAUAA